Messenger RNA from Cylicostephanus goldi, 848 nucleotides. The record is from the annotation of a GenBank genome assembly. Lineage: Eukaryota; Metazoa; Nematoda; Chromadorea; Rhabditida; Strongylidae.
AUAUUAUCAAUUUCUUCUGGACGUGCACAUUCCUUAGUUUCCACCACAUCUGGAGUAUAUGCUUUCGGAGAUAAUGCUCAUGGACAGUGUGGUCAAGAUCCGGAGCAACGGCGUGAAGUACAUGGGGUGAAGGAUACACCACUUCCAAAAAUAGAAAUACCCAGUGAUUCUCCUGUUUCUGCUGUGCAUUGCGCAUUGGACAGCUCAUUUAUUUUGACAGAGAAAGGUGAAAUAUUCGCUUUCGGAUUGAACGAAGAUGGGCAAUGUGCAAAUGGAGAGUAUGGCAUACAGUGGAAACCUUGUAAGAUAUUAGGUGACGCUGCCGAUGAGCGGAUUAUAGCAAUCUCAGGCAGCUCAGAUACCCUGCUGGCUUUAUCAGAGAAAGGCGAACUCUUCAUCUGGGGGCAGUGCGAGUAUGGGCAGGCUGGGGUAGGAAAUGAUAAAAUUCAGAUGAAUUUCUCACGAUUCGUUCCGUUUCCUUCUGGAAAGAUAGUGUCAGCUGGUUCAACUGCAAGCUCUUGCAUCAUCAAUACUGAUAGAGGGGAGGUGUAUGCUUGGGGAGUUGGAUUGCUUGGUUUCGGGCCCUCGACACAGAAGCUAGAUCGACCAACUUUGAUGGACCAACCCCUUUUUGAAAACCAAAAGGUCGACAAGGUCUACGCAGGAAAUACUUCAUUUGCUGCCAUCAAUUCCUCUGGGCGGUUGUUUACCUGGGGUCAAAAUAGAUAUGGUCUGCUAGGCCUGGAGCAUGGAAAAGAUCAGUACUUCCCAUAUCAAGUUUUCUUCCCCUACGAUGUCAAACACGUCUCCCUCGGGCCCGACCAUUCUUUGUUUCUACUUAAAUGACU